AUGGUGAAGCGCGUGCUUGUCGGCUACGGCAUCGAUGUUGACGCCGUCAGCGGAUGGAUCAAUACUAUCCAUGGGACACCAGCAAAUCCGACUGAUGUAUCUCGAGGGGUCUUUGGCGCCACGGUCGGCAUCGACAGACUGCUGAAGCUAUGGGACAAAUUCGGCAUCAAGGCGACAUGGUUUGUUCCCGCUCAUUCGAUCGAGAGCUUUCCCAAACAGCUGGCCAAAGUGCGAGAUAGUGGGCAUGAGAUCGGCCUACACGGCUACUCGCACGAAUUUGUCUCGACGCUCAGCGAACAGCAACAACGCGACGUUCUAGCAAAAUCCAUCAAAGUACUCACCGACUUCACAGGCAAGAAGCCACGAGGCUGGACCGCCCCGGCGUGGUCGACCUCCCGCGAAACAGUGCGCCUGCUCGAGGAAUUUGGCAUCGAGUACGACCAUUCAUUCAUGCACCACGACUCGCAGCUGUACUACGUGCCCGACGGCAGCGAGGAAUGGACGGAAACUGACAUAGCCAAAUCCGCCGAUGAGUGGAUGAAGCCCAUGACGGCGAUCAAGGCGUCCAAGGUCGUCGAGGUGCCCGCGAACUGGCAUCUGGAUGACUGGCCGCCGUUCCAGCUGUCGCUGAAACAAGCCUCAACGCACGGCUACGUCGAUCCGUACGUGAUCGAGAGGUUGUGGAAGGACCAGUUCUCGUUCUUGUACCGCGAAUACGACACUUUCGUGUUUCCCAUCAGUAUUCAUCCCCAGGUCAGUGGGAAGCCGCAGGUCGUGUUGAUGCAUGAGCGCCUGAUCGAAUGGAUCAAUCAGCAUGAGGGGGUAGAAUGGUGCACGAUGGAAACCAUGGUCAAGGAAUUCAAGGAGGGAAGGCUGGCUGGUGCGGAAGUGACGGGGGGAGCUGAGGUAUAG
Capronia coronata CBS 617.96 is the source of this 912-nucleotide messenger RNA. RefSeq lists its product as uncharacterized. The transcript has 3 exons. The record is from RefSeq and is a predicted model, not a curated record. Bases 1 to 912 code for a protein of 303 amino acids. Gene Ontology annotation, biological process: carbohydrate metabolic process. Gene Ontology annotation, molecular function: hydrolase activity, acting on carbon-nitrogen (but not peptide) bonds. Lineage: Eukaryota; Fungi; Ascomycota; Eurotiomycetes; Chaetothyriales; Herpotrichiellaceae.